AUGUCUGCCACAGGGGAUCAAAACCCGAUCCAAGAGGACCGGAAGGCCCCAGUGAGCCAGGAGAGAGCACAGGCCGAGGCGGGAGGUGACCGGGAGGCUGGUGACUCUGGCCCCGACAGUGGCGACAUGGUGCCCGUGGCCGAGGUGGCCGGAGUCACAGGGCCCACGAGAGGCCUCGGGGAGGAGGAGGGUGAGCAGUUUCUGGACAUGGUCCACUCCCUUCUCCGCCGCAUCUAUCACAACGACCACAUCCUGAUCGGGAUGCGUGGGGGCCGCCUGAUGCGGAGGCCCCGCACUGCGGCGCCCAGUGGCUCAAAUGAGCCCGCACUGUUGCUGGUGCGUGAGAGGCUGGGCGUAGGGGCCAUGGGCCCUGAGGGCGAGGGCCUGGGCCUGCUCCAGGAGGCCGCGUCGGUCCCACAGCCUGAGGUGCCAGCAGACCAGGCUGAGAUGACCAGGGAGCCUGCAGAAGAGUCCGCAGAGGAGGCCUCAGAGGAGCACGCAGAGGAGGCCGCAGAGGAGGAGCUUGCAGAGGAGGCCGCAGAGGAACCGGCCACAGAGGAACCGGCUGCAGAGGAGGAGGCCGCAGAGGAACCGGCCGCAGAGGAGGCUGCUGCUCCCGAGGAAGUCACUAAAUAUCAGCAUGAAAAGUGGGAUGAAAAGGCCCAGGAUUCUGCAGGCGAGGAAGAGAAAGAACAAGAAAAAGAGAAGGAUGAGAAAAACAAGGUGAAGAACUCCAAAGGGACCUAGACGCAGCAGAGGGGAAGCUGAGAAAAUCCAGAUGCCUGCGAGAAUUUUAACACAUAUCAUUCCGAAGUUCUUUACCUCAAACCUGGUAUCUAGUGACAUCUAACUUUUAUCUUUCACAAAUAUAUUUGACAGUGUUUGUUCAAGUUAAAAGUAAGAGUUUGUUUUAAAUGAAUAAAUUGAAA
Molecule: messenger RNA, 929 nt
Organism: Mandrillus leucophaeus (drill)
Lineage: Eukaryota; Metazoa; Chordata; Mammalia; Primates; Cercopithecidae
Product: cancer/testis antigen 47B-like
Exons: 4
Coding region: 1-747 (248 amino acids)
Source: RefSeq, a predicted model, not a curated record